Molecule: messenger RNA, 423 nt
Organism: Saccharomyces mikatae IFO 1815
Lineage: Eukaryota; Fungi; Ascomycota; Saccharomycetes; Saccharomycetales; Saccharomycetaceae
Gene: MRPL51
Product: mitochondrial 54S ribosomal protein mL43
Exons: 1
Coding region: 1-423 (140 amino acids)
Biological process (GO): mitochondrial translation
Cellular component (GO): mitochondrial large ribosomal subunit
Molecular function (GO): structural constituent of ribosome
Source: RefSeq, a predicted model, not a curated record
AUGGUGGUAAAAGCUAUUGCUCGAAAUUCCAUAGGUCGUAAUGGGGUUGGAGCUUUUGUGUUCCCAUGUAGAAAAAUUACGUUACAAUACUGCAACUGGGGCGGAUCCUCGGAAGGCAUGAGAAAAUUUUUGACUUCAAAGAGGCUAGAUAAAUGGGGCCAUGAGUUUCCUUGGAUACAAUUUGAAGUAUUGAGGAAGUCCGGUCACCCUCUAUUGAGAGCAGAAUAUACCAAUGGACGUGAAAAGGUUGUUUGUGUAAGAAACUUGAACAUUGAUAAUGUAGAGAACAAGUUAAAGCUACUGAAAGAUUCUGAUGGAGACAUCUUACGCAGAAGGACAAAGAAUGACAACGUGGAAAGCUUGAACAGUAGUGUGAGAGGUAUAUGGUCGCCACUGCACGCUGCAAAAAGGCAUAGAAUUUAG